ACAACUUAUAUGAAGAGUCAGAGAAAAGUAUAAACACAGUAGAGGAAUUUUCCCAAAAUUCGUACAACCCGCUUCAGUUAAGUGAAGAAUUUUACGUCGUCCUUCAGAACUUUAAGGGGGAAGAUAUAAAUGAAAUAAUCAAAUCGAUGAAUCAUAAUUUAUUUAGGAAGAUAAUGCUUGACAGAUGGAUAAAACUGCACGGACAUGCCAAAAGACCGGUGCACACUUUGAAGAACCCUUUGUCAUAUUAUUUGGGAAAAUUAGAAAGUCUGUAUAGCGUGGAUGAAAGCAUUGAGGAAGAACGAGUGCAGAACGGCAAUGAUACUAUUCACAGAACCAUGAGGAUCAUGGAGGAGUAUCAGAAUAAGCUGUUUUUCUACUACGUUAUAGGGGAUAAAUUGCCGCACUGA
Messenger RNA from Plasmodium inui San Antonio 1, 410 nucleotides. RefSeq lists its product as hypothetical. The transcript has a single exon. The record is from RefSeq and is a predicted model, not a curated record. The annotation marks the transcript as partial. NCBI's taxonomy places the organism in Eukaryota, Apicomplexa, Aconoidasida, Haemosporida, Plasmodiidae.